CCAGUUCCUAUACCAAAAAGGGCCCACGGUCCAUCCCUCACACAAAAACAUUUCCUCCCCCCAAAAAACUUCUACUCUUUGCUACAAUGCGCCGGUGACUCCGCCACUACCAUUUCCUCCUCCGACCGCUCUCCGCCACCUUCGGAUGUCUGCUAAAGUGCGCCGAGUGCGCAACACUCUCCAGGUACAUUUCCACUCUCAAACCCUAAACCCUCUCAAUCUAACUCAUUCCCCUAAAACCCUAAACCCUAAACCCUCACAUUUCACUUCUUCUUCUUCUUCUUCUUCUUCCAAUUCUCAAAAUUUCGAUUUCCUCGAGCAAUUUUUGCCUCACAGUAACGCUUCAAAUCAUUCAUGUAGCUCUAGCUCUAGCUUUAGAUUUAGCCCCAUUGUUGUUAAUUCAAACGAGCGGCGAAGAAUCGCAGUUGGGUUAUCGAAAGCGAUCAAAUCCCAAAUGGGAUUUCUAUUGAAAGCGUUUUCGAAGCGGUUUUGCCCAGUUUCCUUAGUCAAGGUGAUGAAGCUGUUUGGGACCCGAGAAACCGGUUUCGCGUUCUUCAAGCUCGCGUUUCGGGACGGUUCCGACGAGGUCGUCCGGAAGUGUUGUGUUGCCGCGCAUAUUUUAGCGGCGGAGAAUCUCCGGUUCCUCGCGCAGGACGUGGUUUCGUGCGUCAUUGCGAGGAUUGGGUCGGGUAGGAGUGAAGGGGUUGUGGAGUUUAUGUGGAGGAAUCACCGUGAGUACGAGUCGGGUUUCUCGGUGCUCGAUACGCUAAUGCGGGGUUUUGUGAAUGUGGAGAUGAGUAAUGAGGCGAUUGUGGUUGUUGGUAGGAUGAGGGAGGUGGGUUUGAGGCCGAGUUUGUCGGCCAUUACAAUGCUUUUCAAGUUGUUGCUUAGAGUUGGUGAUUAUGGUAGUGUGUGGAAGUUGUUUAGGGAUAUGGUUCGGAGAGGGCCUUGUCCUUGUAGUUAUACAUUCAAUGUUAUGGUUCUCGGGUUUUGUAGAAAAGGGUUGGUUAGAAUUGGAGAGAGUUUGUUACAUGUGAUGUGGAAAUUUCAUUGCAAGCCGGAUGUUUUUACGUAUAACAUUGUGAUCAAUGCGUAUUGUAUGAGGGGACAGACGUCUAAUGCACUUAAUUGGGUGCAUUUGAUGAUUUCGAGGGGUUGUAAACCGAAUGUUGUUACGUUUAAUACGGUGUUACAUGCCUUGUGUAAGGAGGGAAACAUGGUGCAAGCGAGAAAGCUCUUUGAUGGAAUUCAUGAUAUGGGUGUCUAUCCAGAUGUCACAAUGUUUAACACCUUGAUGGAUGGGUAUAUUAAGGCAAGGGACACUGCUCAAGCAAACAUGCUUUAUGAAGAAAUGAGGAAUAAAGGUGUAUCUCCUGAUGGGAUAACCUUUAAUAUUUUGGUUGCAGGUCAUUACAGGUUUGGAAGGGAAGAGGAUGGUGAUAGGUUGUUAAGGGAUGUAUCUAUAUCGGGAUUGUUCCCGGAUUCUUCACUCUAUGAUAUUUCAGUUGCAGGGCUGUGUUGGGCAGGUCGGUUUGAUGAGGCCAUGGAGUUUUUAGAAAAUAUGCUUGAGAAAGGAAUUCCUCCUAGUGUGGUUGCUUUUAACUCAAUUAUUGCAGCUUAUAGCAGGGCUGGUUUAGAAGUAAAGGCCUAUGAGGCGUAUAGAAUUCUGGUUAGAUUUGGUUUAACUCCUUCAUCUUCCACAUGUAGUUCUUUGCUUAUGGGUUUAUCCCAAAAGGGGAGCCUGCAAGAAGCCAGAGAACUAUUGUAUAAUAUGAUAGAGAAUGGUUUUCCCAUCAAUAAAGUGGCAUACACGGUACUUUUGGAUGGAUAUUCCAAGAUAGGGGAUCUGGAAGGGGCUCAAAAUCUGUGGAAUGAGAUGGCACUGAGAGGGGUAUCUCCUGAUGCUGUUGCCUAUUCAGCCUUUAUAGAUGGACUUUCAAAAGCAGGUCUGGUGGAGGAGGCAUAUGAUUUGUUUUUAGAAAUGUCAAGAAAAGGCUUUGUGCCAAAUAAUUUUGCAUAUAAUUCUUUGAUUGGUGGGUUUUGUAACCAUGGGAAACUGAGUGAAGCAUUGAAAUUGGAAAGAGAGAUGAGGCAAAAGGGACUCCUUCCAGAUAUGUUUACCACCAAUAUGAUCCUUAAUGGAUUUUGUAAACAGGGUAGAAUGAAGGCAGCAAUUGAUCUCUUUAUGGACAUGCAGCAGACUGGGUUGAGCCCUGAUAUUGUCACAUAUAACACUUUGAUUGGUGGUUGUUGUAAAGCAUUUGACAUGGUUACCGCAGAUGAGUUUGUGAAUAAAAUGUAUGCCAGUGGUUGGGACCCAGAUAUUACAACUUACAAUAUUCGCAUUCAUGGUUUCUGCAGCAGUCGAAAAAUGAAUCGAGCUGUGAUGAUGUUGGAUGAACUUGUUUCAGCAGGUAUUGUUCCAAAUACAGUAACAUACAACACUAUGCUUAAUGGUGUUUGUAGUGAUAUACUGGAACGAGCCAUGAUUUUAACUGCAAAAUUGCUAAAGAUGGCUUUUGUUCCGAAUGUAGUUACAACCAAUGUGGUGUUGUCUCAGUUUUGCAAGCAGGGGAUGCCUGAGAGGGCUUUAAUGUGGUGUCAGAAGUUGAGUGAGAUCUCCUUUGAUUUUGAUGAAAUUACAUAUAGAAUAAUGGACAGAGCCUACCGUGAUAUAGAAGAAGAUGCUGAACUUUUUAGAGGAGAAUCUGCAAAGAGCCUUUUUCUGGACUUCCUCAUGUACAUCACAUAUGAUUUUAUGUAUAGAUAUAGACCUCAAAGAGAACCAAAUCAGAAUACCCUUGAAUCAAUUGAAAGUGCUUUUGGUGGAUCCUGAAAGUUGACUGAAAAGAUAGCAGUUCAAUUCUUGAGAACAGAAUCUCAUUUGAUAAGUCUAAUUUGGUCUGAUUUGAAUGGGAAAAAAGAGGGCUCUAUCAGCGUGGAACCAUAAAUGAAUUAUAAUGUCUUAGCUAGGUCCUUGGAGCUGAUAAAUGGUGAUGGGCUUGAGUUUGUUCUUUAUCAAGUGUUGCUGACUUUCCAGCAAUGAAUGUUACUGCUGAAUUAUUCCUUUCAGGUAACAUGAUGGUAUUGUUUUGGACCGGCAAACAUUAAACUAAUAUUGUACUUACAUUUCUUUGCAUGAUUUACUGUAGUUAUUUUGGGGCCUGAGGGCUGAGGGGGUUUAUUAUGUGAAGUUUUUAAUUUUUUUUAUUGAAGUGGUGCAGGUUGGCAGAGUUGUGUGCAUGAGUCAACUCUUAUACCUUAUAUUGGGAUGGAGAUGAAGAGCCUCUCAGCCUUGGCUUAGGUGGUACAAGUGUGGAGUUUGGUCAGGUUAGGUUAAGCCUUAGUUGAACUUUUGCCAGGCAAAUACAGCGACAGGGGUUGUAGUCUUAUCAUCAAGAUAUGAGUCAACUCUCAUACCUUAUAUUGGGAUGGAGAUGAAGAGCCUCUCAGCCUUGGCUUAGGUGGUACAAGUGUGGAGUUGAUCAGGUUAGGUUAAGCCUUAGUUGAACUUUUGCCAGGCAAAUACAGCGACGGGGAUGGAGAUGGAGGGUACAUACACUAGAAGUCGAAAGUGAAAUUUUCUCAAUCCCAAUUUUCAUGUCUUUUGGUGGAGAAUAUAGAUAGAAAUAUAAUCACUUUGAAUUAUAAACACUUGUGUGUCGACUUUUUCAACAAGAAAAUAAAUGAUAAUUUUUCUUAUUA
Molecule: messenger RNA, 3705 nt
Organism: Quercus robur (English oak)
Lineage: Eukaryota; Viridiplantae; Streptophyta; Magnoliopsida; Fagales; Fagaceae
Product: pentatricopeptide repeat-containing protein At1g09900-like
Exons: 3
Coding region: 146-2836 (896 amino acids)
Molecular function (GO): protein binding
Source: RefSeq, a predicted model, not a curated record